Acromyrmex echinatior (Panamanian leafcutter ant) is the source of this 3399-nucleotide messenger RNA. Its product is annotated as transmembrane protease serine 9. The record is from RefSeq and is a predicted model, not a curated record. Gene Ontology annotation, molecular function: serine-type endopeptidase activity. Gene Ontology annotation, biological process: proteolysis. Lineage: Eukaryota; Metazoa; Arthropoda; Insecta; Hymenoptera; Formicidae.
AUGUUGAUUCAGUAUCUUUUCAUUGUUCUGGCAUUCCAUGCACGUCUGGCCAUCCCUUUCGGACUGAAACUCAGAAUCACAGAUGGUGAAAAUGCCAUACCAGGAGAAUUCUCUUAUCAGGUCUCUCUUCAAUGGGGUUUGCCACCCAUAUUACGUUUUAGCCACAUUUGUGGUGGUUCGAUUGUGCACGAGAGUUUUGUUUUAACUGCGGGACAUUGCAUUAUGAUACAAGGCGAAUUUAAGGUCAUCGUUGGCAAGUAUUAUCUUCUUGAAGAUGAGGAAACUCAGCAAGAAAUUGAGGUUGCUAAGAUUUAUGUGCACGAAAAUUAUCCAGGAGGUAUUGCACCAUACGACAUCGCUCUUCUUAAACUUAAAACUCCUCUCACUUUUAACAAGUGGGUAUCCGCUAUCAAAUUACCUGAACAAGACGAGGUACAAGUUGGAAAUGCUAUACUGUCUGGAUGGGGCUCCGUCUCCAAGACAUCGGUUUUAAAGCUUUCCAACGUUCUCCAAAAAGUUACUGUUCCAUUAUUGGACAGUAAAUCUUGUCAAGAUGAGUUCUCGAAAAGUUAUAAUGCACCGCAACUUUACGAUUCACAAAUCUGCACUGCCGCUAUUGAUGAAAUAUCUGCUUGUUCUGGUGACUCUGGUGGUCCAUUGGUCCAAUUUGAAAACAACGUUCCUACUCUAGUUGGAAUUACUUCAUGGGGAACCUACCCGUGCGGUAUCAGUCACAAGCCUUCUGUCUACACUCGCGUAGCUUCUUACACUAUUUGGAUUAAAAAGAUAAUAUGGAUUAUUAUGAUAAAUUAUCAUCUCAUCUUUAUUGAUAAUAUGCUCGAAAUGUUUCCCAAAGCAAUCGUGUUCUUUGCUCUCCUAACAGUGGCGGUCGCUGAGAGGCUCCGAGUUGGUCUCCAGAUGCCACCGAUUUUACCACGUUUUACUGGUCCGAUCUCAGUACAAGUGGUUGGAGGUGAAGAAGCACCAGUAGGAUAUUACCCGUUCAUAGCUUCCCUUCAAAUGUUUAACUCUCAUUUCUGCGCUGGAUCCAUUAUAAACAAAGAAUGGAUUCUAACAGCAGCACACUGUGCUAAUGCAGGUUCUUUAAAUUUUCUUCGCGUUAAGGUCGGUAAACACAAUAUUCAAAAAAACGAAAGCACCGAACAGACAGUUCAAGUGGCACAAGCUUACAUACAUGAAAACUAUGAAGAUGGUGUUGGUCCAUAUGACAUUGCUCUGCUUAAGCUUGCGACUCCAUUAAAGUUAACGAAAGAAAUACAAGCCAUCGAAUUACCACCGCCAGAAAGUGAACCAACUGGAGAGGCAUGGCUUUGUGGAUGGGGCUCCAUUUCGACUGAUCGUUAUCCAAUAAUGCCAGACAAACUUCAGCAUGUUAAGAUGGAAUACCUCGAUCUCAUUACUUGUCAUGAAUCCAUCGAACGUUUAAUAGGAUAUUCUCCCGUUCAUGAAACCAAUGUCUGCACUGGCCCACUGUACGAUCAAAUCUCAGCAUGCAGUGGAGAUUCCGGUGGCCCACUAAUUUCACGUAUUGAACAAAAACCAGUUCUUAUUGGAAUUGUAUCUUGGGGUAUUAUUCCAUGCGGUAGUACAGGAGCGCCAUCCAUAUACACCAAAGUAUCCAGUUUCAUUGAAUGGAUUGAGAAAAAAAAGAGACCUAAAAUCGGUCUUCGGAUGCCGCCUAUUUUCCCACCUUUUAAUCGCUCAAUCUCAUCACAAGUGGUUGGAGGUGAAGAAGCAGGAGUAGGAAGUUAUCCGUUCAUAGUUUCCCUCCAAAUAUUCUCCCAACACUUUUGCGCUGGAUCCAUCUUGAAUGAAAAAUGGAUUAUAACAGCAGGGCAUUGUAUUAACAGCGUUCCUAGCAUUCUUCCCUUAAGCAUUCUUCGCGUCAAGGCUGGAAAGUACAAUCUUCAACUUAUAGAAAACACCGAACAGACAGUCAAAGUAGUGAAAGCUUAUGUACAUGAAAAUUAUAAACGUGGUAUAGGUCCAUAUGACAUUGGUUUACUUAAGCUUGCAUCUCCAUUGAAGUUAAACAAUAACGUACAAGCCAUCGAAUUAGCACCUCCAGAAAGUGAACCAACUGGAAAGGCAUGGCUUUGUGGAUGGGGAUCUAUCUCGACUACCAAUUAUCCAAUAAUGCCAAAUAAACUUCAGCAUGUUAAAAUAGAGUACAUCAAUCGCACUACUUGCCACGAAUCCGUCAAACGUCUCACGGGAUCUUCUCCCGUUCAUGAAACUAAUAUCUGCACUGGGCCACUGUACAAUAAAAUUUCAGCAUGCAGUGGUGACUCCGGUGGUCCAUUAAUUUCGUAUAACGGAAAAAAAUCGGUGCUUACUGGAAUUGUAUCUUGGGGUAUUGUUCCAUGUGGUACUUUAGGCGCGCCCUCCGUAUACACGAAGAUAAUAAUAGUUUGUCAGCGUACAGUUGCACCCGCGAAGAAGAGUAUAAAAUGCGGUCUAUUCUAUUUGGGAUUGUCAUUAAACAGCAAAAUGUAUUCCAAAGCUAUCGUGUUCUUUGCUUUCCUAGCCAUGGCGGUCGCUAAUGACACGUCGGAUUCAACUUCGUUUGAGACUCGUGUGGUUGGAGGUAAACCUGCUGCGACGGGACAAUACCCAUUUAUAGUUUCCCUUCAACUAGCGAUGGGCCGUCAACCUAAGCAUUUCUGUGCCGCAUCUAUCCUGAACAAACUAUGGGUUCUAUCAGCAGCGCAUUGUGGUAAAGGAAUUUCCGCUAGCCGUAUUACCGUCAAGGCUGGUAAAAACAAUCUUAAAGUUAAGGAGGCUGCCGAACAGACAGUGAAAGUGUUAAAAGUGUACAUACAUGAAAAAUAUAAAGGUGGUGUUGGUCCAUAUGACAUUGCUCUGUUUAAGCUUGCAACUCCAUUGAAGAUGAAUAAGAACGUACAAGCUAUCAAAUUAGCUCAACCAAACAGUAUACCAACCGGAAAUGUAUGGCUUUGUGGAUGGGGAUCCACUUCAACUAGUAUUUCCCCCAUAAUGCCAGAUAAACUUCAACAUGUUAUGUUGAAAAUUAUGGAUCUUAAAUCUUGCAACCAAACCAUCAUUAAAUUGACGAGGUCUUCUUCUCUUGAUAAAACCACCAAUAUCUGCACUGGAUCACCGAACAGAAAAUCCUCAUGCAGCGGUGAUUCCGGUGGUCCACUAUUUAAGAUUAUCAAUGGAAAACCGGUGCUUGUUGGAAUUGUAUCUUGGGGUAUGAUACCAUGUGGUUUUCGAGGUGCACCAUCCGUAUACACGAAAGUAUCCAAUUUCAAUAAAUGGAUUGCGCAGAAGAUGCGUAAUUGAUGAUGACAAUAUUGAUGACGCAUGAAUGUAUAAAACUAAAUAAAGAAUUACAUGUUACUUGAAAUAAAUAUC